GCAUGAACGGAGGGGGGUAUGCUCUAGUAAAAAAAUCGCUUUUUUUUACUUUUCUCUAUGAUGAAUCAGAAUUUUAUAAAAAAAUCAAUUAGGGCCGACAAGCUCAUUGUUGUUUUAGUGGAUUAACACUCCCAUGUAGCAAGAAAUCAUUCUGGCAUAGUACAGUUUUCAAUAGCUGUGGGGCUUUAGUACGAAGAAGAAACCAAUCAGUUAUAGGUAUAUCCAUGAUAUAUCCUAGCACAUACAAAAUGGCGAUAGAUGUAGAUGACGCAAACUCAAGGAGUGGGAUUCAACCUGAGGCUUCCAGAAAUUGUUCUCUGUUUUGAAUUAAGGUAAUUUUCUCAACAAAAGAAAAUGAAAAAUUUGAGUCAUGCAAGACCAAAACUCAGAAAAAGGUUUCGAAAAAUUCUGUUCAUCAAUGCAUGAAGGACCUCUAGAUGCUUUUUCACUAUAAGAAGUGUUCUGCCUUCUAGCAACAAUAAGCACGUCACCACAGGAUGAUUCUUUUUAGAGAUGAUGCAGAAUAAAAUUUUGCUUACGUAUUCCAUUUUUUAUCGGAUCAGAUCAAAAUCCUGAGUCAUGAGCACUACCAAAACAAGUUGUUCUCAACGACAUUAACGUUGCGUUACUUUGAAACUUUGUUUUUAGUAUAUCCUCAGAUAAUACAUCAAUUUUGUUGACAGCUUGAAACGCACAUAUAGUUAAUCGGCUUUCCUUUAUUGUUCAGAGUUACACAAGCGGUCUUCAAAUGAAUCGUGUAUGUGUAUGUCAAGUAAUGCGGAUGCGGUGGUGCUGCUUUUCGAUGAUAUUGUGAGCACAGAUUUGAAUUUUGUUCUGAAAGAAAGAUUUCUUUGGAACACGAAAUUUUGUCUACAUUUUAGAGCAUUGAAUUGGCCAUUAAUGUUAGGUAUGUGCGUUAAGGGGGCAGUAAUGGGAUGCAUAUAACAGCUGCUGUUGCACAGUCUAUUUUAAGUUAACUGGCAAUGCCCAUUGACAUUAAUAUACAGAAAAUUUGUAGAGAGAAUUCUAUUGGCAAGAGUGCAUGUCUGUGCUGAUAAGAAGGUUUACUGCUACCAUACACAUCAUAGUGUUUUGUUUGAAAGACCGUUUGUUGUUAAUUUGUGGUAGUUCUAGUUGAAACAGUAGCAAAUCCACCUACUAUCUGUUCAACGGCAACUUGGUCUCGAAAUGCUGUCACCGUUGCAGGAGGUAAGGAAAGCGGUACAGCAUUAAAUCAACUGAGCUGGCCAAGUGAUAUCUUUGUGGAUGAUGACCGCAACGUAUUCGUUGCCGAUUUACACAAUUUCCGCAUCGUCAAAUAUUUGCAGGGAGAAACAACUGGGCAACUGAUCCUCAGCGGCCGCUCAUUUUCGCCUGUAGCUUUGUUUGUCGAUCAGAAUAAAAACCUUUAUGUUUCUGACACUAGUACCCACAGCGUGAAAAGGUGGGCCGAGGGAGUGACGGAUGGUGGUGAGUUAAUUCUUGAUAAUCGUACAAAUCAGUUCGUGGUACCUUAUGGGAUUUAUGUUGACAAAAGCGGCAUUCUCUACACAUCAGACUGGCAACAGCAUCAAGUGUUAAAAUGGAAUUUGAGUGAUUCAAGUAGGAGUUCUGUUGUCGCAGGCGGCCACGGUAACGGCUCUGCUUCAAACCAAUUGAACGAACCAGGGGGAAUAUGGGUGAAUGAAGCCGACGAGACCGUUUAUAUAGCUGAUACUGAAAAUCAUCGUAUUCAAAGAUGGUCACCAAGCUCAUCGACGGGUGUCACAGUAGCUGGAGGUAAUAAAAAUGGAACGAAUUUGAACCAGUUAAUAGAACCAUCAUCGGUCACUAUUGAUGGCAGCGGCAAUGUCUAUGUGAGUGAUAUAGAAAAUCAUCGUGUGAUGCAGUGGCCGGUUGGAAGUAAGGAAGGACGAAUAAUUGCCGGCACUACUGGUAGCGCAGGAACUGGCCCCGAUCAACUGAACCUUCCAGACGGUAUACAGUUCGAUAAAAUGGGUAAUUUAUAUGUGGCUGAUCUUGCAAAUGGGCGGGUACAAAUGUUUACAAUUAUUGGUAAUGACUGUAACGGUGGUAAGUCUCACUUAUAA
Didymodactylos carnosus is the source of this 2090-nucleotide messenger RNA. NCBI's taxonomy places the organism in Eukaryota, Metazoa, Rotifera, Eurotatoria, Philodinida, Philodinidae. The record is from the annotation of a GenBank genome assembly.